Molecule: messenger RNA, 846 nt
Organism: Schistosoma rodhaini
Lineage: Eukaryota; Metazoa; Platyhelminthes; Trematoda; Strigeidida; Schistosomatidae
Source: the annotation of a GenBank genome assembly
AUGUCUUCGGAGAAGAUAGAGUCGUUUCUGAGUCAAUUAUCCAAUACAGACCUAUCUAAACUGCCUGAGCUUAUUCAGUCUAUCACUGAAUGUCCAGGUUUGUUCGUCUUUGGGGAGUUUCUUGAUCAUCCAAAAAUUAAAUCGAUUGAGAAUGGGGAAUAUUCUCAGUAUUAUAACUUAAUGAACUUAUUCUGCUACGGCACGUUUGAAUUACUUUCUAACAAUCGGUUUGCAUAUCCUGAUUUACGACCGACCCAAGUUCGGAAGCUAAAGCAGCUCUCAAUAAUUGAUGAAGCACAUAACCAGAAACACAUACCUUAUGAUCUUUUGUUUAAGAAGCUCGACAUUACGUCUUCAAGAGAACUUGAAGACCUUGUUAUUGAACUUUUUUACCUUGAAGCUAUAACAGGAAAACUUGACCAACAGAAAGCGUUGUUAGAGGUAAACUCUGCCAUUGGACGUGAUAUACGUAUAGAACAGAUAGAUGAACUGCAUCAAAAGCUGGAUUCAUGGAACGUGCGAGUCGAGUCUGUAUUGGCUCAUAUAGCUAAUGAAAUAAAGUUGGUCAAUGAUCGGCGAUAUGAAUCAGAGUUACAUCAGAAGGAAAUUUUAGAAGCGUCAUUGUCUAUCAAAGAGGCCUUGCGUGGCCAAAUGGCAAAAACAGACGCUCAAAGUUUACGGAUGGAUAUGGACGACAUACUUAUUCAUCCAGAUUUAUUAGAAAGUCGUGUAGAAGCAACUCGUCAAAGUUCAAGCAAUACUGAAAGUGUUGGCGAUCGUGAUGUUCGCAGUCGAAUAACUGUUUUUAAAAAUCUCCGACAUGGCAAAUCUUCCAAACAACAGUAA